UGGAUUUCUCGAAGCAGUUUCUUUUUUCAGAGAAGGGGGCGAGGUUAUAUCAGCUCAUUCUGGGGACCCAGGCUGACAUAUUUUGCCUGACACUGUAUUAGGUAUUGGAGUAUUUCAAGUGACUAUGGUUCUAGUAAGUUUGUUGCUUGCUACACUUGUCAGGUCCUGUAGUGAGAUUCAGUAAUGACUCACCCCCAGAAUCGAGGGAUGUUUUUCUGGUCUGACUGCGCAGCCUCCACAGGUUGAAAUCAUGAUCAGCGAAAUUGUCAUCGUGCAGCAUCCAUUGUCCGCGUGCCUCCCACUGAACUACAGAGUGACUCUGAGCGUGCGAGCCGUGGGGACGGGCCCGCUGAGCUACCAGUGGUUUCAGGCCGAGGAUGAGGUCCCUGGUGGAACCGGCGCCGACUUGGUCUUUGAAGCCCGGUGCACCCAGAAGUACGUGUGCCGAGUGAACGACAAACACUGCAACUGCGUGUUCAGCGAAUGGGUCAAGGUGAAGGUCUGCGACAUCCCCAGACCCCUCGCAAGACCCUCGGGGACGUGGCAGGGGGAGCCCCUCAUCGCGGUGAACCCCGCCUCCCAGACGGUCCGCAGAGGGGAGAGGGUGACGCUGCAGUGCUCCGCGUUCGGCAUCCCCGCCCCCGACUACCAGUGGUACCGGAACGGGAACCCGCUGCCCGGGAAGAACAGGGAAACGCUCCAGAUAGAAAAUGUAGAUGGAGACCACGAAGUCUGGUACCUCUGCUCCGUCUCCAACGUCCUGGAAGAGAAAUGGACAAAGCCGGCCAAGAUCAGCUUGGUGGUUCCUGACCCACCUGCGGCCAGUGAGCUUACAGCGACGGACAAAGUGGCUCUGCUGAUCGGGAACCUGAAUUACGCCCACCACCCUGCCCUCAUGGCCCCCAUGAUGGACGUGCACGAGCUGGCCAACCUCCUGCGGCAGCUGGGCUUCAGGGUGGUGUCCCUGCUGGACCUCACUAAGGCCGAAAUGCUGGCUGCCAUCGACGCCUUCCUGCAGCUCCUGGACAGAGGCGUGUACGCUCUCUUCUACUACGCGGGCCACGGGUACGAGUGCUCCGGGAGGAACUACCUGGUGGCCGUGGACGCGCCGCAGCCGUACCGGCCGGAGAACUGCGUCAGCGUGCAGGGCGUGAUGCGCCGCAUGCAGGAGAGGCACACCGCGCUCAACGUCAUCCUGCUGGACACCUGCCGGAAAUGGUACAACCAGAACUGUGCCCUUUCUGAAAUCAGGUCACUGGCACCCUUGGGUAACACGGUAUACGGAUACGCCACGUGCGAAGACGCCGUGGCCUUCGAGGUGCAGGACGGCGAGAGGAGUUCCGGAAUCUUCACCAAGUACCUGAACAAGCACAUACUGCGUCCGGAGAAGAUCACGCGCGUCCUGGAGCAGGUUUCCGAAGAUUUGGGCCGGGACCCCCUGGUGACGGGGAGGCAGGUGGUGGAGGUCCGGCACACGCUGAAGGACCCGCGCGGCCUGGGCGACCCGGUGCGGACCGCCGGACACACGCGCGAGCUGCGUGUGCGGGACCUGUGCUGGAGGAGGGCUAACGAGUUGCCCGAGCGACGGACGCUGGCGUUCCCGUGCGGCGCUGAGGUGGAGCUCAGCUUCUCGGCCUUGUUCUCCAACGUCAUCAUCGUCUUCGCCGCGGUGAAGCCCGGCGACCGCGGCGUCCUGGACUGCAGCCUCUCCCUCAGGAGCAACCCGGUAAUGGAAGAUGUGUUCUCAAAUUUGGGCCGUUUAGACAGAAUGGACUCCCUGCUACCAAACGACACUCUCAGUCCCGACUGCAGUCUUAGACUUUGCGGCCUACAGAAACUCCAGAGAUCCUUGGUGAUCGAGGUGGAGCUGCACUACACCCGCGCGGACUGCGGGGCACGCCUGACGGAGAGCAGGCAGCAGGACGUGGGCAAGCCGCUGGUGGCCCGCUGCGAGCUGCACCGGAGGACGCAGGCCGCGGGGCCCGCCGAGCCGGAGGGGGGGCGGGACAGGCGGGAGGGCGCCCCCUUCCUGAGCAUAGACUGCACGGCCUCCUACCGGCAGCCCCCCCGUCAGCCCCAGGGGCGGCCGGGCCGGCCAUCCACCCGCAAGGCGGAGAACGGCUGGAAAUGCGCCACCACCGCCGCUGCCGCCGCCGCCGCCGCCGUCGCCAAAAACCCGUCUCCCCGGAGCAACGAGCCCGAGGAGAACGACGAGAACGAGAUCCUGGAGUGCUCCACCUGAAGGUCUCCGCAGACCGCCGGAACGCGCCAAGCGGACUGGGGCAGAGGGGGGACUGUGUUCCUGCCGCUGAAACGCGCCAUGUGAACUUCUCAAUGAGGGGGGGGUCUGCGGUUCCUUUCCCUCAGUGUGUUUUCUUUUUACCAUGUGCAGAACUUUACCUUUGUCUGGUUUUAAUUACGUCAUUUUUUGCCUUUGGUGAAAGUGUUGCUCAACAUGCAGCUAGCUGAUCAUAUAUCCCUUUUUUACAAUAUCAACUCAAUAUCAAUAGCAAUCUCUACAAUUUGGUUGUUUUCACAGUUAUUGAAAUGUUGUGAUCAUACAUUUGUAUUUAAUCACAUUCGAUACUUUUAAUAAUCAAAAUAAGCACAAAUACAUAUUUUUGGAAAGUACCUACUUUUCCUCAUUAUUAAAAUUUAUUGGAGUUUUAACUCUGACCAAGGUUAAGGAUUGUCUCUUUAUAUUUCAUAUUGUAUGGGGUCUCAUUUUGUACUGUGGGGUGCAUGCAGGUAUGCGUGUACCAUAUGCUCUAAAAGUAUUUUCAACCGGCAUUGUAAGGUUUUAAAAUGACACUGACACAUGUUUUAAAGCAUUAUUUAUUUUCUGGUGAAAAGAAACAUAAUUGUGGUAAUAAAAGAAACUGGUAGUGCCUUUUCAUUCCUGUAUUCAGUAUUUAUAAAUAAUUUAGCUUUUUUAAAUGUUUUAUUUUAUCUGGUUAUGUUUCUUUGUAAUCAAAUGUAAUCAUAUGUUUCAAUGUCAGAUUUCUAAAUUCAGAUGAUUUUUUGUAAUGUUGUCAACAUGUGUAAUUUAUUGAAGGGUUUUCCCUGGUUUCUCUGUGUCUUUCUGAAUUGACCCUUCAGAUUAUCUUCAUUUUGAAUGCAAAGUCAUGGUCUUAAUUGCUUACUGAACUUUAAAGGAAAUUUGAUUUCUCAGUUAUAAUGCCCUUGACGGAUUUGUAAUGUUCUUUCGUGUAGUAUGUUUUGUAGUAUGUCUUCAAGAGUGACCAUUGUUGUUUAGAAAAUUCAAUAAAUGGGUUAAUAAAACUA
This is a messenger RNA of Anguilla anguilla (European eel), 3285 nucleotides long. It is a transcript of the gene malt3, whose product is annotated as MALT paracaspase 3. The transcript has 15 exons. NCBI's taxonomy places the organism in Eukaryota, Metazoa, Chordata, Actinopteri, Anguilliformes, Anguillidae. Gene Ontology annotation, molecular function: cysteine-type endopeptidase activity. The record is from RefSeq and is a predicted model, not a curated record. Gene Ontology annotation, biological process: proteolysis. Bases 251 to 2242 code for a protein of 663 amino acids.